This is a messenger RNA of Scomber japonicus (chub mackerel), 3728 nucleotides long. RefSeq names its product NLR family CARD domain-containing protein 3-like. Lineage: Eukaryota; Metazoa; Chordata; Actinopteri; Scombriformes; Scombridae. The record is from RefSeq and is a predicted model, not a curated record. The transcript has 12 exons. The coding region runs from base 95 to 3559 and encodes 1154 amino acids. Gene Ontology annotation, molecular function: protein binding.
AGUAUAAACCUGUUUUGUGUACACAGGUCUGAACAGGACUUGUGAGCUGCUGAACUGACGGACUUCAUGGAAAUAAAUUCAGUGUUUCUCUGCUAUGGAUCAGUGUGAGGACAGAGAGGAGGGAGUCCCUCCCUCUAAAAGCUCUCUGUGUGGGGAACAUGACAGCCAGACCAAAGCUCAGAGCCCAGAGCAGCAGAGACCAGACUCUGCUGGACCAGAACCCACGAAGUCCAUGGAGACAGCUUCAGAGUUUAAAGGAGAACAUCCUGCUGAGACUCCGGUUCAGCAGCAGAGACCAGACUCUCCUGUACCCAGCUGUGUGUCCAUGAAGAGUGACUGGUCCAUGGAUCCACCUUUUAAUUUUAAAGGAGAACUUCCUCCUGAUACUCAGGUUCAUCAGCAGAGACCAGACUCUCCUGUACCCAGCUGUGUGUCCAUGAAGAGUGACCAGUCCAUGAUUCCACCUCUUAAAUUCAGAGAUGAACAUCACUCUGCUGAACAAAGAAUUCAGCAGCAAAGGUCAGAGGUUCCCAGUGAUCAGUCUGUCCAGCAGCAUCCAACAGACCCGGACUCCAUAUUUAUGCUUCUUGAGGAGAACAUUGUCACUUUUGUGAAGAAUGAACUGAAGAAGAUCCAGAAUGUUCUGAGUCCAGAUUACCCAGAAUGUUUAGAGAGGCACAGUGAGUAUGAGGAGGUGCUGGAUGAUGAGGAGAAAGAGCAGAGGAGGAGCAGCAGAGACGCAUUUCUGAAGAUCACACUGCACUUUCUGAGGAUAAUGAAGCAGGAGGAGCUGGCUGACUGUCUGCUGAGCAGAACUCGUGUUGCAGAGUGUCAACAACAAAUCAAAUCUAAGCUGGACAAGAAGUUCCAGUGUCUGUUUGAGGGGAUCGCUAAAGCAGGAAACCCAACCCUUCUGAAUGAGAUCUUCACACCGCUCUACAUCACAGAGGGAGGGACUGCAGGGGUCAAUGAUGAACAUGAGAUCCGACAGAUUGAAACAGCAUCCAGGAAACCAGUCAGACCAGAAACAACAAUCAGACGAGAAGACAUCUUUAAAGCUUCACCUGGAAGAGAUGAACCAAUCAGAACAGUGAUGACAAAGGGAGUGGCUGGCAUUGGGAAAACAGUCUUAACACAGAAGUUCACUCUGGACUGGGCUGAAGCCAAAGCCAACCAGGACAUACACUUCACAUUUCCAUUCACUUUCAGAGAGCUGAAUGUGGUGAAAGAGAAAAAGUACAGCUUGGUGGAACUUGUUCAUCACUUCUUUACUGAAACCAAAGAAGCAGGAAUCUGCAGGUUUGAAGAGUUCCAGGUUGUGUUCAUCUUAGACGGUCUGGAUGAGUGUCGACCUCCUCUGGACUUCGACAACACUGAGAUCCUGACUGAUGUUACAGAGUCCACCUCAGUGGAUGUGUUGCUGACAAACCUCAUCAGGGGGAAUCUGCUUCCCUCUGCUCGCCUCUGGAUAACCACACGACCUGCAGCAGCCAAUCAGAUCCCUCCUGAGUGUGUCGACCUGAUGACAGAGGUCAGAGGGUUCACUGACCCACAGAAGAAGAAGUACUUCAGGAAGAAAUUCAGACAUGAGAAGCAGGCCAUUACCAUCAUCUCUCAUGUUGAGACAUCACAAAGCCUCCACAUCAUGUGCCACAUCCCAGUCUUCUGCUGGAUCACUGCUACAGUUCUGGAGGAUGUGUUGAAAAGCAGAGAGGGAGGAGAGCUGCCCAAGACCCUGACUGAGAUGUACAUCCACUUCCUGGUGGUUCAGACCAAACUGAAGAACAUCAAGUAUGAUGGAGGAGCUGAGACAGAUCCACACUGGAGUCCAGAGAGCAGGAAGAUGAUUAAGUCUCUGGGAAAACUGGCUUUUGAGCAGCUGCAGAAAGGAAACCUGAUCUUCUAUGAAUCAGACCUGACAGAGUGUGGCAUCGAUAUUAGAGCAGCCUCAGUGUACUCAGGAGUGUUCACACAGGUCUUUAAAGAGGAGAGAGGGCUGUACCAGGACAAGGUGUUCUGCUUCGUCCAUCUAAGCCUUCAGGAGUUUCUGGCUGCUCUUCAUGUCCAUCUGACAUUCAUCAACUCUGGAGUCAAUCUGCUGGCAGAAGAACAAAAAACAGCCCUGCGCCCUAAACCAGAGAGAAACAAAACAAAACUGACACAUCUCUACCAGAGAGCUGUGGACGAGGCCUUACAGAGUCCAAAUGGACACCUGGACUUGUUCCUCCGCUUCCUCCUGGGUCUUUCACUGCAGACAAAUCGGACUCUCCUACGAGGUCUGCUGACACAGACAGGAAGUAGCUCACAGACCAAUCAGGAAACAGUUGAGUACAUCAAGAAGAAGAUCAGUGAGAAUGUGUCUGUAGAGCGAAAAAUCAAUCUGUUCCACUGUCUGAAUGAACUGAAUGAUCGUUCUCUAGUGGAGGAGAUCCAACAGUCCCUGAGAUCAGGAAGUCUCUCCACAGAUAAACUGUCUCCUGCUCAGUGGUCAGCUCUGGUCUUCAUCUUACUGUCAUCAGAAAAAGAUCUGGACGUGUUUGACCUGAAGAAAUACUCUGCUUCAGAGGAGGCUCUUCUGAAGCUGCUGCCAGUGGUCAAAGCCUCCAACAAAGCUCUGCUGAGUGGUUGUGAUCUAUCGAAGAGAAGCUGUGAAGAUCUGGUUGAAGUUCUCCGUUCCCAGUCCUGUAGUCUGAGAGAGCUGGACAUGAGUAACAACGACCUGCAGGAUUCAGGAGUGAAGCAGCUCUCCUAUGGACUGGAGAGUCCACACUGUAACCUGGAGACUCUAAGCCUGUCAGGAUGUCUGAUCACAGAGGAAGGCUGUGCUUCUCUGGCCUCAGCUCUGAGCUCCAACCCCUCCCAUCUGAGAGAGCUGGACCUGAGCUACAAUCAUCCAGGAGACUCAGGAGAGAAGCUGCUUUCGGCUGGACUGAAGGAUCCAAGCUGGAAACUCGACACUCUCAGACUGGAUCAUGGUGGAGAGCAGAGGCUGAAACCUGGUCUGAGGAAAUAUACCUGUGAACUCACACUGGACACAAACACAGCACACAGAAACCUCAAACUGUCUGACAACAACACAAAGGUGACGGCAGUGACAGAGGAACAGCCAUAUCCUGAUCAUCCAGAGAGGUUUGACUACUGGUAUCAGCUGAUGUGUACAGAAGGUCUGACUGGUCGCUGUUACUGGGAGGUUGAGUGGAGAGGAAGAGUUUAUAUAUCAGUGAGUUACAGAGGAAUCAGCAGGAAAGGAAAUGGCACUGACUGCAGGUUUGGAGGAAAUGAUCAGUCCUGGAAUCUGAGAUGCUCUGAUGAAGGUCGUUACUCUGUCUGGCACAAUAAGAAAAAAACAGUCCUCUCCUCCUCCUCCUCCUCCUCCUCCUCUGUCUCUAACAGAGUAGCAGUGUAUGUGGACUGUCCUGCUGGCACUCUGUCCUUCUACAGAGUCUCCUCUGACACACUGAUCCACCUCCACACCUUCAACACCACAUUCACUCAGCCUGUGUAUGCUGGGUUUAAGGUCUGGGGGUCCAGUUCCUCAGCGUCUCUGUGUUCACUGUAGGAGGAAGAGUCUUCUCCUGUGUGGAGAAACACUCACACUGAUGACAACCACAAUAAUUGAAUAAGAAAUAUUUUAGUUUUAGGUUUUCUUUAUUAUUGUUUUCACACAAUGUACCAAUCAUUCUACUUUGUAAAAAUAUGAUUCCACAGUUUUUGUGAAUUGAUUUGCU